Molecule: messenger RNA, 7566 nt
Organism: Calliphora vicina (urban bluebottle blowfly)
Lineage: Eukaryota; Metazoa; Arthropoda; Insecta; Diptera; Calliphoridae
Gene: Rgl
Product: Ral guanine nucleotide dissociation stimulator-like
Exons: 7
Coding region: 242-3271 (1009 amino acids)
Biological process (GO): Ras protein signal transduction; positive regulation of GTPase activity
Cellular component (GO): plasma membrane
Molecular function (GO): guanyl-nucleotide exchange factor activity
Source: RefSeq, a predicted model, not a curated record
UUUCACUUCUGCUACUUCUUCAUCAUCAUCUUUAGCCAUCUCCUUCUCCUCUUCACCUUGUUUAUUUACUUCUACAACCUCUAACAUUAAAACGAAAUUUGUGGAUUUUCUUAAUAAAACCAAAAAUGAUUUAGAAACAAAAAUCUCCAAUUAUCAGCAGCAACAGCAGCAACAACAAUCUCAUCACAAUCUUCAUCAGCAAACGUCAUCGUUUUUACAGACCCAACAACAAAGAUCUCAAAUGAAUUUCUCUAAUAACUCAUAUACGUGUUCAAAUAACAAGCCACAAAAAAUAGCUGUCAAAGUCUUAAAAUCUCCACAAAAUCCCACAUAUCAAACGUCUCAGGAAUUUAAUAAUGUCUAUCAAACGGAUCACCAGCAGCAGCAUCAGCAGCAUGACUAUUAUCAGCAGCAUGAUUAUUAUCAGCAGCAGGAUCAUUUGCAGCAGCAGUAUCAACAAAAAGCUUUAAUGCCACCCUUAGAUCAUGCCACCCACAUUUUGGCUCAUCAGCAUCAUUGUAAGCAUCAUCAUAAACAUCAUAAUCACCAGCAUAAACAUCAUCGCCAUCAUCAACAAAAUAGCCAACAGCAACAGCAACAACAAAACUCUCCUCUACAACAACAGCAAUUCUUGCAACAACACUUGCAGCAGCAGCAACAGGAUUUAGUGAAAUCCUUGCAAACAGAAUUACAGUUUCAAUAUUAUGACAAGAAACCACCUACACCACAGAAAACCUCUUGCCACUCCUCACCCCACACGCCCAAACACCAGGGCCACGGCCAGGGCAAAAAGUCUGCAGCCUCGGAAACCAAAACACCCACCUCUACUUUAACGAAACCCAAGAAAUGGCGACGACCCUUCAGUUCGUAUCAUUCGUGUGAUGAUCUGGAUGCCACGAAUAAUGCCACCAAUCUGAACAAGUCCCAGCAGCAACAGCAAUCCAAUGAGAAAAUGGUGGUGGCCAGUUUGAAAUAUUUAUGUGCCUGCACAGGAGCUACAUUGAGGAAUUUGUCCAAGAAAACCAAAGAUUUGCAUAAGAAUAAUUGUUAUACAUAUAAUAAGCCCACGUGGCGCAUAUGGGGUGAGGAAAAGGAUACCGAUAUUAUUUAUACGGUUUAUUUGAAAAAGGUGUGCUAUCACCGGCCCACACCCUCAGCUGCAACUGCCGACUCCGAAGAUGACAUUUCCUAUUUGGAAUGGGAAAUGGUGCGUGUUCGCUUUGUCAAAGCCGCCACUUUGGAACGUCUAGUCGAGGCCUUGGCCACCGAUGAUGGCGAACUGGAGUCCACCUUCAUUAAUGUUUUCCUCAACACCUAUCGCACCUUCUCCACGCCCAAAGAGGUCCUAGGCCUCUUUGUCAAACGCUACAAUACGCUGUGCGAAAAACAACGUAUCGAGGAUUUGAAAAACAAAGACAAUGACGACUACGAUCGCUCCAAUUCCAUACACGAACAACACAAGAAAACCCUGAUGUCGGUGUGGAAAAUGUGGCUGAACGGUUUUCCCGAGGAUUGGAAUGAAGAGAAUCUGGAGGCUUUAAUUAAUUUCACCAGCAAAUAUCUGCCCAAUACAGAUCUGCAUUCUAGGGCCUUAAAUCAGCUGGAAAUGAUUUUACGCCAGCAGGUGUAUAGUAAAAAACAAUUACCCGCCUGGUUGGGUGAUCAGUUUGCCGAUCUGUAUUUGGCUCCCGAGUUUCAUGGGAGAGCUUGUUUUUUGGAAACCUAUCGUUUUCCUCGCAUUGAUGUGCGUCACUUUGCCGAACAGUUGACGCGCAUGGAUUGUGAACUGUUUAAGAAGGUGAUAUCGCAUCAGUGUUUGGGCGCCACUUGGUCGCGAAGAUCACAGGGCUGCUGUGAAACGGUGGUGGCCACCGUGACGCAGUUCAAUGAGGUCUUGUAUCGCGUGAUAACGAGUAUUUUGAUUGAGAGAGCUUUGGAACCUCUAGAUCGUGCUGUAUAUAUUUCUGUUUGGAUUGAUAUAGCUCAAGAAUUGAGAUUGCUAAAAAACUUCUCCUCGCUUAAAGCCAUCAUAACGGGUUUAAAUUCUUCGGCUAUUUAUAGAUUAAGUAAAAUCUGGUCGGUUUUGCCCAAAGAAAAGUUGGAAGUGUUUCAUGAACUGGCUCGCAUCUGUUCCGAGGACAAUAAUGCUUCAGUACAAAGAGAACUUUUAAUAAGAGAAGGUACAGCGAAAUUUGCCGAAACGGUGGGAGAAAAUGAUCGUCAUAUGCAAAAGAUUAUACAAAAACAAAGUACUCAAACCUCCCAUGGCACUAUACCUUAUUUGGGUACUUUCCUAACGGACUUGACCAUGAUUCAUCAGGCCAAUCCCGAUAAUGUGUGCGAAGACAAACUAAUAAAUUUCGAAAAGAAACGUAAGGAAUUUGAGGUGUUGGCCAAAAUAAAACUUUUACAAGGAGCAGCUAAUACCUAUAAUUUAGAUGAGGAUCCUUUGUUUAAUAGAUGGUUUUAUUCCAUGCCGGUUUUAACCGAAGAAGAUGCUCAUACUUUGUCGUAUCAAUUGGAGCCACCACCACCCACGGCUGCACGCAAAAGCACUACAUCCUCCAAUAUGUCUUCGGCCAAUUCUUCUAUAUUAGGACAUCGAAAAACCGAUUCCAUAGCCUCUAACUCUAGCAGUGGGGCGGGCUCACAAUUCUAUUGUGAGAUUAGUUCACACAACAGUUCCAGGCACAAUUCUCUGGACCGAGAAGCCCACAAUAAUCACAUGUCAGCUACCAGCAGUGUUUCGAAUUUAUCGCUGGACUCCAGUAAUUCAGGAGGCGGCAUAAACAAAUCGAAAAUGAUACACUCACACAGUUCAAAUGGUUUGCUGCGCAGCACACAUGGUUCCAGCACCAGCGGUUCACAUACACCCACCCACAUUGGCUCACCCCUCAUUAAUGCCCAAGUGGUUAAUUCACCGGGGGCCAAUGCUGAUUUUUAUAUAGUCAAAAUCACCUUGGAAACGGAAACCAUGCCCCAGGAUGGCAUUGUGGUGUACAAGAGUAUGAUGGUGAAGAACAAUGAACGCACACCCCAGGUGAUACGUAAUGCCUUAAUGAAACUGGGCAUAGAAGAUGAUCCGGACAAUUAUAUAUUGGCUCAAAGGCUGCCCGACAAAGAUGUAGAUUUGCCGCGCAAUGCCAAUGUGUUUUAUGCGGUGGUGGUGAAUAAGAAUUUCGAAUUGCGUUUCAUAUUGAAACCCAAUGCAGAGCGUAUGAAUGGCAUUAAUGGCACCGGCAGUCGCAGCAGUCGUGGCAGCAAUAGCUAAUGGUUAACAAAGACCCUGUAAAUAAUAAGGGGUCCGACUACGAUUGGUAAAUUUUUUUUUAAAUUUGUUAAGAAGUUUAACAAACGCAGCGCGUACAAACACAAACGAGGGUGCUUCUGAGGAUGAAACUAUUGGAAAUGAAAGGGAACACACAAAAUUUGGAAAUUUUCAAAAAGAGAAAAAACAGAGAUAUUAAAAAGAAUUAACGAAUCUUUAGUUAAGUAGUGAAGGCUUUAAAAGGAAAAGAGAAACAGCUAGCAAAUGGAGAACAUUAAAGGAUUUAUUAAAGAGACAUCAUUUUGGGAAAGAAAUUUGGGAAAUUAAUGAAUAGAGAGGCUUAACAAAUUGAAAAUUCCAAGUCCAUUUUGCAAAUUAAACUAAAUUUUAUUAAAUCCAUUAGAAAAUAGCUCAUAAUAAUGUAUUGAAUGAUUCUAUUUUGCUUCAAUUCUAAAAUUUCAAUUCAUUCAGGAAAUAUCAGUAGGGAAACUGUACUUACUAUUGACCCAGUCACCACUACUAGUGACUUAUUAUAACCCAGACAAUGCUAUUUACUAUAGACAUUUAUCAAUUAUUUAACAUUGGAAGUCUACCACUUACUGACGAUAGUACUAUUGACUAGGUACUUCUUUUGGCACCAUAUGUAGACAUUGGAACCAUACAUACACUAGUAAGUUUUAGUAAUUCUAGUCUAUACUUUUCUGAAGUAGAUGUCAAUAAUAAAACUCUACAUUUUGUUAAUAUUUGAUGUUGUUUUGAAAAAAUUAAAGAAAACAAAAAGGUACGAAUUCGUAAUAGUUGGAAGAUUCGUCUUCAAAUUCAUAUUUUUCGUUUUUUGCUCAUCAAAGACAAAGUAGUCGACAAAAACUGGUGACUUGAAGGCGCUUGUACCCAUUUUUACUUUAAACAAGGUUAGUUCUUUAUAAAAAGUAAGAAAAAUUAAAUCAAAACAUAAAAGAACCACCCCCUUUCCAAGGUUUCUUUGUGGAGUGGAGUGGUUAGUAUACUAACCACCGUGGCGGUGGGCAUUAAAAAUAAUUAUGAAACAUAUUUUCGUAUUGUAUUCAUUUACAACUGCGGUUUAUGAAAUGUUGUUCCCAUGAAAAAAUAUCCAUUUCCCUCGUAGGAAAAAUUGCUAUCGUGAUAUUCCCAUGAACUUUUCAUUCACAAUAGUUAAUUCUGUUCGUAACAGCUGUUUAUUGUUUACAAAAUUCCAUCUAAAAAUUUCACAACAAUGGGAAUUUUUUUCACGUGAACAAAAUUGAUGAACGAAAAAUGGGAGAAGGGAAAAUAUUUCAUGUGAAAUAUUGAUUCGCGAUAGGGGAGAAUAUAUUUAUCUAACUAGAGCAACCUGACGGCAAAGUUUUGCAAAAAAAAAUUAUUUGUUUAGCAAAAUGCCAAUAGAUGUCAAGAAACUAUGUUUUAAUAACUAAAGAAAAGGUGGUUAGAAAAGUGACCACUAAACUGCAAAGAGUUAUUUAAACCAUAAAUUAAUUCUAUUUAAAUAAAAAGCCUUUGAAUAAAAUAAACCUUAGAAUGAAGCUAAAGAAUUAGAUGUUGGGCAGGGAUUUAUGGCAUGAUUGACUAUUUUUUACUACCGAAUUAGGAUUUUCAUGCACUAAGCUCAUAAUUAAUUAUGUAUUUAAUUCGAAGCUGUGUUUUAAGCUAUUUUUAUAAAAAAAAUUAAAAAUAUUUUUAAAAUUUUUAGAAAUUUUCAAUAGAAAAUUUUGACAAUCUUCUUUAAUUCUAAAAUAUUUAAGCAAUCUUUACAAAACAUUGUGUAUUAAUAGAUCAGAUUUUUAGCUUUUAGAAUAUUGUUAACAGAGUCAUACAAUUCCAGCACAAAAUGAGCCACAGUGUCUCCAACCUCAUCAUCUUUACAAGAAGACAAAUUGAAAUAUUUAAUUUUACAAGACUUGUUUAAUUCCAAAGGAUUGAGCCGAUUUUGACAAAACUUUGGUUAUUAAUAGAGCAGGACAUUAGCUUUUCAAAUCUUGUUAACAGAGUUAUUAAAUUUCAACACAAAAAUUUAAACUGACCAUUACGGUUAAGUAAGAAAAUUUUAAAUAUUAAUUUCAAAUUAAUUUCAAACUAUUGAGCCGAUCCUGACAAAACUUUGCCUAUUAAUAGCGAAGGAGUUUAGCUUUUCAAAUCUUGUUAAAAGAAUUAUCAAAUUUCAACACAAAUUUCAAACUACUUUGGCUGCCGAAGACAAUUUUAAAUAUGAAAUAUUCAAAAUUUUUCAUUAAUUCUAAAAAUCUUUACCGAUCUUUACAAAACUUUGCCUAUUAAGAGAGCAGGACUUUGUUUACAGAGAUAUCAAAAUGAGAAACAGUGUCCUUAACGUAAAUGGUUAAGCAUGACAAUUUGAAAUAUUAAAUUUUUGCAAGUCUUCUUUAAUUCCAAAGGAUUGAGCCGAUUUUGACAAAACUUUGGUUAUUAAUAGAGCAGGACAUUAGCUUUAAAAGUAUUGCUAACAAAAAUAUCAAAUUUAAACAUAAAAUGAGCCAUAUUGUCUCCAAAACUAACCCUUUAGGGUAAGAAAGUCAAUUUGAAUUAAUAGAUUUUAGAAGUCUUCUUUAAUUCCAAAGGAUUGAGCCGAUCUUGACAAAACUUUGGAUAUUAAUAGCGAAGGAGUUUAGCUUUUCAAAUCUUGUUAACAUAGUUAUUAAAUUUCAAUUCAAAAUGAGCCACAGUAACCCCAAACUAACAUUUAGAUUAAGAAAGACAAUUUGAAAUAUUAAACUUUUCCAAGUCUUCUUUAAUUCCAAAGGAUUGAGCCGAUCUUUGCAAAACUUUGCCUAUUAAUAGAGCAGGACAUUAGCUUUAAAAGUAUUGCUAACAAAAAUAUCAAAUAUAAACACAAAAUGAGCCACAUUGUCUCCAAAACUAACCCUUUAGGGUAAGAAAGUCAAUUUGAAUUAAUAGAUUUUAGAAGCCUUCUUUAAUUCCAAAGGAUUGAGCCGAUCUUCACAAAACUUUGCCUAUUCAUAGAUCAGGAGUUUAGCUUUUAAAAUAUUGAUAACAAAGUUAAUAAAUUUAAACAUAGAAUGAGUCAUAGUGUCCUAAAUUUGACCAUAUCGUUUAAGGAAACAAUUUCAAAUAAAAAACUUUAACAAUUCUUGAUAACAUCUAAACUACUGAAGCGAUCUUUACAAAAUUGUCCAUAUUGAUUGAGAAGCAGUUUAGCUUUUGAAAUAUUGUUAACAAAGUUAUCAAAUUUCAUUACCAAUUGAGCCUUAGUGUCCUCAAUCUGACCACCUCGGUUAAGGAAUACAAUUUGUAAAAAGAAAAUUUAAAAAUUUGUCUUUAAUUCUAAAAAGCAGAACCGAUCUUUACAAAUCUUUGCCUAUAAAUAGGGCAGGAAUUUAGCUUUUAAAAAUGAACACAGAGUCCUUAAUAGGACCACUUCGGUUAAAGAAAACAAUUUGAAAUAUGAAACUUUUACAAAUUUUCUUUAAUUCUAAAGUAUUGAAGCGAUAUUUACAAAACAUAGACUAUUAAUAGCGAAGCAGUUUAGCUGUUGGAAAAUUUUCAACACAAAUCGGGCCAUAGUUUCCUAAAUCUAAUCAACUCCGUUAAGGAAAACAAUUUGAAUUAUGAAACUUUUACAAUUCUUUAUUAAUACUAAACUUUUGAAGCGACCUUUACAAAAUUUUGGCCUAUGAAUAGAGGAGUGUUAACUCACAUUGAGAAAUUUGUAAAUUUUUUAAAAAAAUUUCUUAAAUUUCCAAGAAUUUUAAAGAUGUUUUAGUUUUAAAUUUGUUUAACAUUUUCCAAAUGCCUAAAUUUUUAAAAAAAAUUUUAAAACAUAGAUAAAUACACAUAAAUUGGAAACUCUGCUAACACAGACCUAACUCAGUUGUCAAAAACAUAAGUGGUGAGAAUGUAUUUGUAAAAAAAAACUAUGGGCCGGAUUCAGAAACACGAAAGUAAAACAAUUUUAAAAUUUUUGUAUGGAAAUCACUCAGUUUUUAAAUAAUUUUUUAGUGAUUUUAAUACAAAAAAAUUGAAAAUUGUAUUUCUUUCAAGUUUCAGAAUCAGGCCCUGUCUGAACAAAAAAACAUUACUCGUAUUAGUUUCCGCUCUAUGGUUUAAAAUUUUAUAAAUUUUUUUCUUAAAUUUUUUUUAGAAAAUGAUGUUGAGUUUAAUAUUUUCAAUUUCUAUUUUUAAUGCUGUUUAAAAUUUUCCUAAAGCUUUUAAAUUUCUAAUUGUAUAUAACUAAUUUAUGAAUGAAAUAAUCUCGAAACUAAUUUAUUUUUAAAUAACAAACCUAAAACAUGACACAAUUUCUACAA